Messenger RNA from Drosophila novamexicana, 2199 nucleotides. RefSeq names its product homeobox protein vnd (gene Vsx1). Bases 1 to 2199 code for a protein of 732 amino acids. Lineage: Eukaryota; Metazoa; Arthropoda; Insecta; Diptera; Drosophilidae. Gene Ontology annotation, molecular function: DNA-binding transcription factor activity, RNA polymerase II-specific; sequence-specific double-stranded DNA binding. The transcript has 7 exons. Gene Ontology annotation, biological process: regulation of transcription by RNA polymerase II. The record is from RefSeq and is a predicted model, not a curated record. Gene Ontology annotation, cellular component: nucleus.
AUGCAAGCAACCAAAAUGCGAACACCCUUUGCCAUACAGGAGAUCCUUGGCCUUGGCGUCGGCGUCGGCGUCGGUGCCUAUCAACAGCAACAGCAGCAACAGCAACAGCAGCAGCAACAACAAUCGUCGCAGGCAGCUGCCGCUGCCACGCCCAGCGCCAACGAGGCGCCACUUUCACCGGCCGCCACGCCCCCGCCGCGAAACGCCAACACACCGCAACAGUCGGCGGUUAGCAGCAGCGCCCAAAACGCUGCCCAAACGCUGGAGCAGCAGCAGCAGCAGCAGCAGACGAACUCACGCGAUUCCCGCUCCAUUUCGCCGGACGUGACACGCUUGUCGGCGGCCGCUGCCGCCGCCGCCGCAGCCGCUGCCGCCCACUGCCAGCUGCCCGUGUUCAAUCCGGCGAAUUUCUAUGCUGCCGCCGGCUAUGCCGCUGCCGCCGAUCCGGCCAACGCAGCGGCCGCCCAUCAUCAUCAUAUGACGACGCUGGCGGCGGCCGCCUAUCUGCGGGGCUUUCUGCCGCCCGGCUUCAGCACGCCCCACGAGUUUCGCGGCCACUUUCAGCAGCAUUUCGGCGCCCAGUUUGCAGAACAAGCGGCCGCACGUGGCCAGGACUAUGCCAGCAGCCUGGCCAAUGCCAGCGGCGAUGAGCAGUCGCCCAGCAAAUCUGGCGCCGCGGCUUCGGACACUGGCGGCCUGCUCGGCUCACCCACGGCCCUCAGCAAUGGCCAAGCGGGCGGCGCAGCCAAUGGCGCCAGCAGCAAUGGCCACAGCGCGGGCUCCGGCUCUGGCUCUGGCUCUGGUUCAACGGCCAGCCGCUGCUCGCCCUCGGCCCCGACGACGACGGUAGCCCAUCAUCAUGCCGCUCUGGCGGCACAUCAGCAUGCUGCGGCAGCGGCAGCGGCGGCACAUCAUCAUGCCGCUGCCGCGGCGGCCGCCCAUCAUGCACACCACGCCCAUGCGGCGCAUCAUGCGCAUGGCCAUGUCCACGGACAUGUGCAUCAUGCGCAUGAGGCGGCAUUUUUGGGCGCCGGCGGCGCUGGCGGCGCAGCCAAUCCGAACGGCCUGCUGGCCGGCCAUGGCGGCGAUGUGCUCGUCGGCCCCGGUGGCGCUGGUCCCGGCGGCAAGAAGAAGAACAAGCGCCGACACGGACGCACCAUAUUCACCAGCAGCCAGCUGGAGGAGCUGGAGAAGGCCUUCAAGGAGGCCCACUAUCCGGAUGUCAGCGCCCGGGAGCUGCUCUCCAUGAAGACGGGCCUCGCCGAGGAUCGCAUACAGGUCUGGUACCAGAAUCGACGCGCCAAGUGGCGCAAAACGGAAAAGUGCUGGGGCCACAGCACCAAGAUGGCCGAGUACGGUCUGUACGGUGCGAUGGUGAGGCACUCGCUGCCGCUGCCGGAGACAAUCAUCAAGUCGGCCAAGGAGGACGAGUCCGUGGCGCCCUGGCUGCUGGGCAUGCACAAGAAGUCGCUGGAGGCCGCCGAGCUGCUGAAGAGCGACGAGAGCGACCGGGAGACGCCCACCUCGGACGACACGAACACUUCCUACUCGGCGGGCAGCACGCACAACUCGCCCAUAUCCAGCUUCUCGAUAUCGCGUCUGCUGUUCGACGCGCCGCCGCCACCGCCCGGCUCGGCCGGCGGCAAGCAGAGCAAGCAUGCGGCCCACGCCCAUGCGGCGCACGCCCACCCGUACAACCAGCAGCAGCAUCUGCACCACCUGCAGCAGCUCCAGCAGCAGCAGCAGCAGCAGCAACAGCAGCAGCAACUGGCCGAGCAGCAUCAGCAGCAGCAGCAGGCGGCAGCGGUGCAGCAUGCGAUGCACAUGCACCACCAUGGCACCGCCGGCUAUGCCGAGGCAGCUGUUGCUGCUGCCGCUGCCGCCGCGGCGGUUGCAGCGCGCAAUGCCGCUGCUGCGGUUGCCGCCGCGGCCGCCGUUUCCGUUUCCGUUUCCGUUGCCGAGUCCGAGCCGGAGGAGGAGCCCGAUGAGGAUGAGGACAUGGACAAGGAUUGCGAUGCCGAUGCCGAUGUCGAUGCCGAUCCCGAUGCGGAUAUCGAUGCGGAUGUCGAUGCGGAUGUGGAUGGCGAUGCCGAUGGCGACAUUGACAUCUGCGACGACGAGGACGAAGCGCUGUCGCAUCAGCAGCUCCUGCUCAAGGUCAAGCAGGAGCAUAUUGAAAUCGAUCCUACAGAGACCUAA